This is a messenger RNA of Orbilia oligospora ATCC 24927, 1074 nucleotides long. RefSeq lists its product as uncharacterized. The transcript is spliced from 7 exons. Gene Ontology annotation, molecular function: zinc ion binding; oxidoreductase activity. Bases 1 to 1074 code for a protein of 357 amino acids. Lineage: Eukaryota; Fungi; Ascomycota; Orbiliomycetes; Orbiliales; Orbiliaceae. The record is from RefSeq and is a predicted model, not a curated record.
AUGGCACAAACAAUGAAGGCAGUAGUAUUCAAAGGCCCAAAAUGGAUCGCAGUAGAAGAACGGCCAAUCCCGCAAAUCCAGGAAUCCGACGAUGUCAUCUGUAAAGUCGAUUAUGCGGGGCUGUGUGGAAGUGAGCUACAUGUUUAUCGAGGCGUUGAGAAGAAAGAUGUGACUGGAUUCAUCAUGGGACAUGAGUUCGUGGGGACAGUAGUAGAAGUUGGAUCUGCCGUAACCAGCGCCAAAGUCGGCGACAAAGUUGUGGCGCCAUUCACGAUCUCGUGUGGAACAUGCUUUUAUUGCAAGAACGGACAAUCGUCCCGCUGUGACAAAUGCAAGCUCUUCGGGUCCCCAGUCCUUGAAGGAUCUCAAGCCGAGUAUGUGAGGGUGCCACUCGCCAACGGAACAAUCAGCAAGGUCGCGGAGGGUGUGCCAGAGGGUAUGUAUAUUCUUAUGGCUGAUAUAUUCCCAACAGGCUACUUUGCUGUUUCUAAUGCAAUCAAAAUGCUCCCACCCUCACAAGCUCCAUCGGAUGCGACAUUUGUGAUUCUUGGUCUCGGACCUGUGGGUAUUUGUGCAUUGGUAGCUCUUAUGUCUUUCAGUCCCAAACAGGUAUUCGUGAUAGACUCCGUCGAGUCUAGGCUCGAGCUUGCAGCUUCACUUGGUGCCCAGCCGCUCAAUUUCGGUUCAUAUGAAGGCGGCAUUGACGGGAUUAAGAGGCGUAUACAAGACGCCACUGAAGGAAGGGGUGCAGAUGCUGUUAUUGAGAUUGUGGGUUCGAGUAAAGCCUUAAGGUUUGCAUAUGACUUAGUUCGACCAUGGGGAGGUAUUAGCAGCAUUGGAGUUCACAAUGCGGAGUUGCCAUUCUCCGGAGCAGAAAUGUACGCGAAGAACCUGAAACUACAAUUUGGGAGAUGCCCUGUGAGGUCAGUCUAUGAUGAGGCGCUCAGCUUGUUGAAGAAUCAUUUUGAGAAGCUUCGAUUCUUGACAAACUACCACAUGAGCCUGUCGGAUGCUGUGGCGGCAUAUGAGAAAUUUGAUAAGGCUGAAGUCCAGAAGGUCAUAUUUCGCUUCUGA